AUGGACCAGUUGCCUCAACAUCAGCAGCGAUCGUCAACAAUGCGUAGCCAUUCUAGCAGCAUGACUAGUUCAAGUGGAGGGCAAGCCGUCAACAUGGUGGGUACGACGCCGACAUCAGUCUAUCCUCCUUCAGCAUCAACCCCUACAGGAAGCAGCAAUCCUACAGCCUCUGGACGCGAUCAACAGGUGGAGAAGCUUCUCAAGGAAGUAAAGCACUUGAAGCAGAAGGUCGAUCUAUUGGACAAGGAAAACAGUGCACUCAAAAAGAGCAUUUACGACCUUUCAGCACGCUAUGCUGCUUCUAUUUCUCAAGGCGGGUUGACUUAUCGUCCUUUUGUCGUUGAUCAUGGUUCCACUUCGAAUAUGGACUCAAAAGCCGAGCAGGUGAUCUCCAUGGCUGUUCAAGAAGCUGCUGGCAACGAUUUUCAACCUAAUUACAAUGGGGAGGCGUUCGAUAUGCGUUACGAGCUGAAAGGUCACGUGGGUGCUGUGUACACUGUGGAAUUCUCUCCCAAUGGCAGUUUGCUUGCUUCAGGCUCUUUUGAUAAGACGGUGCGGAUUUGGGAUACUGUAUCAGCACAAAAGGAGGUAAUGUGCUUGAAAGGCCAUACGCUCAACAUUUCCGACGUGGCAUGGACAUCCGAAUCCAACAAACUGGUAUCAGGCGCAUAUGAUGAAACUUGCAAAACAUGGGAUGUCGAGACCAGCAAGCUCUCAGGCACUUUUGAGAUGGAUGGGUUUGUUCAAUGCGUGGGAUGGGACUUUAUGGACUCCAACAUCUUUUAUUGCGGCACAUCAAGGAAAAUCCUAGCCACAGUCGAUACGCGUUCACCAAACACAGUAGCAGCCAUACAUAACGACAGCAUGGUCAACACGCUAUAUGCUUCAAGGGAUGGUAUGCACGUUAUCACGGGUGAUGCGCACGGGGUACUCAAGGUAUGGGAUAUACGAUCACGAACAUGUAUAUCGAGCACUACGAAUGGUACGACGAAUAUGCCAAUCUCACAUAUCACGAUUGGUCGGCGGCGCACGGAUGCGGCUAGACGUGCAGUUGACGAUUAUGACGAGCCACGAUACAUGGCUGUAAAUAGCUACGACAAUGUAUUACGUGUAUAUGAUCGUGGUAUGGAUCCACCCAAAUCGGAUACCCGACUUGUGCAUGCGUUGAAAGGGUUCAAGAACAAGAAUUGGCCUAUAAAAUCAUCAUUUUACUGUGGCAGCGGAUAUAAUGCUUCAAUUGUAAGCCGCCCUUCACCGUUGGCCACUGGUGACAGCGACCCUGAUAGAGCGUUGACAUCCACAGGCGAUUUUUCUGAACCAAAGGAAGAGAAAAGCGUACUACUUGCAACUGGCAGUGCAGAUCCGUAUGCAUAUUUGUAUAAUGUUGGCGAGGAGAGCGCAGAGUUAAUGCAACGGCUCGAAGGGCACACUGAUCGAGUAUAUGCUGUCAAUUUUCACCCAACCGAACCCAUCCUUGCAAGUGGUUCUGCCGAUUUUACAGUCAAGGUGUGGGGCCCUAGUCUACCACGUGGGAAGAAGAAAGCCAUUGUAUAG
Messenger RNA from Lichtheimia ornata, 1554 nucleotides. RefSeq lists its product as uncharacterized. NCBI's taxonomy places the organism in Eukaryota, Fungi, Mucoromycota, Mucoromycetes, Mucorales, Lichtheimiaceae. The record is from RefSeq and is a predicted model, not a curated record. The coding region runs from base 1 to 1554 and encodes 517 amino acids. The transcript is spliced from 8 exons. Gene Ontology annotation, molecular function: protein binding.